AUGUCUCAACGGCCAGUUAUCGUAAUCGCUGGACUUGCUUCAGAUGUCGCAGAUUGGAAGGGGGCACUUAUAGGUCAUGCCCUUCCAGGGGGAAUCGUGGUACGAGAUGAUUUCGAACAACUUUCCAGAGAAAUCCUGGAGCGGUUGGCUGCAAUCGUCGCUUCAAACCCCAUCGACGGAUUAUGGUACGAUAUUCAUGGCGCAAUGUGUGUUGAUGGUAUGGAAGAUGUGGAAGCAGAGCUUCUUCGGCGGAUUCGAAGUGUCAUCGGCCCAGAUGUUUUGGUCUCGGCUUCCAUGGAUUUGCAUGGGAAUGUGUCAAGAGAGCUGGCGCAUCAGACUGACCUAAUCACUUGUUAUCGUAUGGCACCUCACGAGGACGCCAUGGAGACCAAAGAGCGGGCGUGUCGCAACCUGAUCGACGUUUUGACAUCGCGAACCGACACUGGAUGUAGAAGACCGCUGAAAGCAUGGGUCCCAAUUCCUAUCUUGCUGCCGGGAGAGCAGACUUCGACUCGCAACGAACCAGCGAAAAGCCUGUAUUUGCUCGUUCCCGAAAUUGAAGCAAUGGAAAAUGUCCUUGAUGCAGCCAUAUGGGUUGGCUAUGCAUGGGCCGAUGAGCCAAGAAAUCAUGCCGUAGUAAUGGUCACUGGAUGGGACAAGGGUGCUGUCACUACAGGAGCGAAGCGACUUGCGUCUUUGUUCUGGCGUGUUCAUAAGGACUUCCAUUUCGUUGCACCCACCGGCUCUUUCUCUGAAUGCAUUGAUAACGCGCUGGCAUCCUCGAAUAGGCCCUUCUUCAUCUCUGAUUCGGGCGAUAAUCCUACCGCUGGCGGAUCAGGCGACGUGACCUUCGGAUUAAAUGAAUUGCUCAAGCGAGCGGAGUUUGCAAAAGAGACCACUCCAUCUGUGAUUUAUGCCAGUAUUCCAGGUCCCCAGGCAAUUGACGUUAUAACCAAGGCUGGUGUGGGCACUACAGUGACGGUCACCGCCGGGGCACAGGUGGACAAUCUGCACGCUGGGCCCGUUACUAUGACCGGACGGAUUCAUUCCAUUAGGUAUGGAGAUCCCGAUGCCGAAAUUGAAGCUGUUUUACAGGUUGGAAGUGUGUUUACCAUCUUAACCAAAUUCCGAAAGCCAUAUCACCAUGAGAGUGAUUUCGUUGGUCUUGACCUUAGCCCCCGAGUUACAGACAUCGUCAUAGUCAAGAUUGGCUAUCUUGAGCCAGAGCUGUUUAAUAUGGCAGCGGACUGGAUGCUUGCUUUGACCCCUGGCGGUGUUGAUCAAGAUCUACAGCGUCUUGGGCAUCAUCGCAUCCUCCGUCCAAUGUGGCCCUUUGACAAAACGUUCCAUAGGGCCCCUGACCUCACCCCACGGUUGAUUCCAUUAUCAAACGAGGACUUGGGAACGCCCCAGGGAUGA
Penicillium mononematosum is the source of this 1419-nucleotide messenger RNA. RefSeq names its product M81 family metallopeptidase. NCBI's taxonomy places the organism in Eukaryota, Fungi, Ascomycota, Eurotiomycetes, Eurotiales, Aspergillaceae. The record is from RefSeq and is a predicted model, not a curated record. The transcript has 2 exons. The coding region runs from base 1 to 1419 and encodes 472 amino acids.